Lemur catta (Ring-tailed lemur) is the source of this 1927-nucleotide messenger RNA. It is a transcript of the gene TRMT11, whose product is annotated as tRNA methyltransferase 11 homolog. Gene Ontology annotation, molecular function: nucleic acid binding. Gene Ontology annotation, biological process: methylation. The transcript has 13 exons. The coding region runs from base 102 to 1484 and encodes 460 amino acids. NCBI's taxonomy places the organism in Eukaryota, Metazoa, Chordata, Mammalia, Primates, Lemuridae. Gene Ontology annotation, cellular component: cytoplasm. The record is from RefSeq and is a predicted model, not a curated record.
CCGUUUCCGGUCCUCAGGCUCUGUCUCCGUGGAGACUUGCCUCUUUAGAGAAGAGGGUGGGCCCUCGCGCGGGCCGCGCAGGCGCACGGAGGGCAGCUGCAAUGGCGCUGUCGUGCACCCUGAACAGGUAUCUGCUGCUCAUGGCGCAGGAGCACCUGGAGUUCCGCCUGCCGGAAAUAAAGUCUUUGCUUUCACUUUUUGGAGGUCAGUUCACUAGCGGUCAGGAAACUUAUGGAAAGUCACCAUUUUGGAUUCUUAACAUUCCCUCUGAAGAAAUUGCAAGAAACUUAAUGAAACGGACAGUGUGUGCCAAGUCUAUAUUUGAGCUAUGGGGUCAUGGAAAAUCUCCUGAAGAGCUCUACAGUUCUCUUAAAAAUUACCCUGUGGAGAAGAUGGUUCCAUUUCUACAUUCAGACUCUACAUAUAAAAUAAAGAUUCACACAUUUAAUAAAACAUUGACACAAGAAGAAAAAGUCAAACGAAUAGAUGCACUUGAGUUUUUGCCAUUUGAAGGAAAAGUGAAUUUAAAGAAGCCACAACAUAUAUUCUCUAUUUUGGAGGAUUAUGGUUUAGACCCAAACCGCAUCCCUGAGAAUCCACAUAAUAUUUAUUUUGGUAGAUGGAUUGCAGAUGGACAGAGAGAGCUUAUUGAGUCAUACAGUGUCAAAAAGAGACUCUUUAUUGGAAAUACAAGCAUGGAUGCUGGCUUAUCAUUCAUCAUGGCUAACCAUGGAAAAGUGAAAGCAAACGAUAUUGUCUUUGAUCCAUUUGUUGGAACAGGUGGCCUCCUGAUAGCUUCUGCUCAUUUUGGUGCAUAUGUAUAUGGGACAGACAUAGACUACAACACGGUUCACGGUUUAGGAAAGGCCAGUAGGAAAAACCAGAAAUGGAGAGGACCAGAUGAAAAUAUUAGGGCAAACCUUCGUCAGUAUGGUUUAGAGAAAUACUACCUUGAUGUCCUGGUUUCAGAUGCAUCUAAACCUUCCUGGAGGAAGGGCACAUAUUUUGAUGCAAUUAUCACUGAUCCUCCAUAUGGUAUCAGAGAAUCUACAAGAAGAACAGGUUCACAAAAGGAAAUAUCAAAGGGGAUAGAAAAAUGUCCAGAAAGCCACGUUCCUGUUUCCUUGAGUUAUCAUCUGAGUGAUAUGUAUUUCGACCUGUUAAACUUUGCAGCUGAGACCCUGGUAUUAGGUGGAAGACUAGUCUAUUGGUUACCAGUGUAUACACCAGAGUACACUGAAGAGAUGGUGCCCUGGCACCCUUGCCUGGAACUCAUUAGCAACUGUGAGCAGAAGCUUUCCAGUCACACAUCAAGGCGCUUGAUUACAAUGGAAAAGGUGAAGAAAUUUGAGAACCGGGACCAGUAUUCACAUCUACUGAGUGAUCAUUUUCUGCCAUACCAAGGUCAUAAUUCCUUCCGUGAAAAAUAUUUCAGUGGAGUAACAAAAAGAAUUGCUAAGGAAGAAAAAUCCAGCCAGGAAUGAAAAUUAAAAUUUUGACAAUGAAGAAAGAAUAAGGAUUUGAUAGGAAAGACAUCUGGAUGUUAAUUUUCAUGUGUGAUCCAGAAAACAUGUACUGUUUUAAAAUAUAUAUAAAAAAUAAAUGCUACAAAGUAAAUUGAGCAAUUCUUUUAAAGUUAUCUUUGUUUUAUAAACUAUUUUGUUAUAUUAUAAAGUUUUUUGAACCUUAUUUAAUUUAUAUUUGUACUUUCAAGUAUUAAUGGGGAUCGACUCAAAACAGUUAUAUUUUUUACAAAUAAUCUACAACGGGAAUUAAUAUUGUUAACUUUUUAAACAUAUCUGCUGGAUAUGCUAUAAGCAGUUAAUAAUGGUUAAGAAUUUAUUCAUUAGGUGGAUUUGUUUAAUUUGGCUUUUGAUUGUACCUGAUUUACUUUGCCACUAAUAAACCUCAUUGAGAAUUUCUAAAA